Messenger RNA from Rotaria sordida, 5376 nucleotides. Lineage: Eukaryota; Metazoa; Rotifera; Eurotatoria; Philodinida; Philodinidae. The record is from the annotation of a GenBank genome assembly.
AUGCUUGAUGAACCAGUCAAUGAAAUUGUAAUUAUUUCGAGUGAAUCUCCAUAUUCAUCAUCAAAUAUUCUUGAUAAUCAUGAUAUGUCUUCUUCGAUUCAACCAGAAAAUUCUAACAAAUCGCAGUUAAACAAAAAAUCAAGUAAUGUUGUUCGUCGUAAAUAUCUUUCUGUUUGGGAAAAGCAACCAGAUGCUAUGUAUAAAACUUAUGUAUUCGAUCAAUUCGGUGAACGACGAGAAAAUUUUUUAUCGUGGUUGUAUUUGAAGGACAAUGCAAUGCGAUGUUCUCUAUGUGAAAAACAUGGUAAAAGAAGAAAUACAAAUGGAAAUCAAAUAUUUCAAAUUUAUAAAAUAAAAGAACACAAGCAUAAAAGUGAGGUUCACCGUCAUGCUGAAGAAACCGAAUUAAAAAUUUCAACUCGAACGCAACCAACAUGGAUUGAAACACGAGCAAAACAGAUCUCAAAACAAGAGCAAGCAGUUCAAAAUUUAACUCUUGCUUCAAUUUAUAUUUGUCGUGAAUAUCAAUCAUUAAAUAGUUUAGAACAAUUGUGCAUAUUACUUGAAAAACUAGGCGUUCAAUUAUUACCAUCUCAAAUAUCUGGAGUAAAUUACGGAAAUAACGAUGCAGCUUUAUCUUUUCUUCAACAUGUUGCAUAUGAUGUGCACGAGGAACUGAUCGAAAAAGUAAAAAAUAGUCCCGCAAUCGCAUGGAUGAUGGAUGAAUCGACAUCACGAACGGUGGAAAAAAGUUGCAUCGUCUAUGUUCGGUACCUCGAAAAUUAUCAUCCAAAAACAUCAUAUUAUGCUUUGCUGGAUAUGGAAGGUGAUGGAACGGCAAGAAACAUAGUUGAAACAAUUAGUGAUGUAUGGAGAAAAGAUGAUUUAAAUCCGGUGAAUUCAUGUUGGUUUGCAUGUGACAAUGUCUCGACAUUUACAGGAAUCAACGAAGGUGUAGUAGCAAAACUACGACGCCAUUUCCAAAUAGAUUGGCUUGAAACUAAUACCUGUGCUGCACAUUCAUUUUGUUUGGUUGGUAAUCGAGCAUCGUGGACAACUGAUCCUAAAAGUGGUAAACUAGUUAUUAUUGAAGUUGUUUCAAAAUUAGAAACAACUAUUGGAAAAAUUUAUAAUUAUUUUGGAAGAAGUUCAACUCGUCAACAAAUGUUAAAAGAAUGGCAGAAUUUUUUAGAUAUGCCUGAAUUGAAAUUUAAACGUAUUUAUGAUAUUCGUUGGGCUUCUAUUAGAGGUUGUAUUAAACCGAUUAUCCAAAAUGUGCAGCCAGGUAAUCAAGCACUACUAGCAGCCCUCCAACAGAAUGCAUCUGAUCCAGUUUCCUCAAGUGGUGAUCGUGGUUCAGCAAAAGAAUUAUUUCAUCUUAUGAAAGAAAUCAAAGAAAAAAAGAAUUUAAUAUCACAAUGGACAUCUCAAUCAACACCAACAUGGGGAUCAGCAUUGGCUGAUUUUAUUAAAACAACAGAAAAAAGAAAAUAUGGUGCAUUUAAAAUUGAUUUAUCCGAUCGACAACAAUUGGCUAAAGAAUGCUCUGCACAUAUAGAACGUUUGCUGAUAGAAUUAGAUAAACGAUUUGCUCCAUCACGUUUACUAGAAAGUAUGACCAUGCUAUUCGAUCCAAUAUACUUGAUUGAGCACAAGAAAGAUGUUGAUUCUCCAGAUUAUGGACGACCAGAAUUAGAUUUUAUUCGAAAUAAGUAUAAAGAUUUUCCUGGACUUGAUACAGAUGCUGUUCGAAGUGAAUGGGAAAUAUUGAAACCAUCAUUGAGUGAAUUUUUGGAUAGACCCUCAUCAAUUGAUUUAAAGGAAACAUUUUGGCAACAAUUUUUAUUAUUAAAACAAGCAACAAAUAGCCGAUUCCUCGAGGAGAACAAGAAUUUGCUUGCUUUAUUGAGUAUUUAUUUGAUUAUGCCAACGAAUUCGGUUGAGUGUGAAAGAGGCUUUUCGGCGGUCAAUCGUAUCCAAACGACUGGUCGUUCACGAAUAUUAAUUUCGACUUUGGAUGUACUAAUGAACGUGUGUUUAUUAUUACCUGAUGAUCUGAGAAGUCCACGAUGCCAAAAGGUUAUUGAGAGAGCAUUCGAAUCGUGGAAUGAUAAUGAAUAUCAUCGUCGUUUUCGUCAAAUUAAGCUAGUACUUGAUGUACCACCUGAUUAUGAACCAGUGAAAGCAAGCCGAUCGACUGAUUCUAAGAGAAAACGAUCGUCAAUGCCAUCCCUACCAAUUAACAAAAAACCAAAGAAUCCAAAGUCGAAGGCAAUUAAGUGUAAGUUUUUCAGUUAUUGUUGAGUUAUCAAAAUCUCUUUUUCAUUAUUCUAGGCGCAAAUAGAUGUAAAAAUGAAAUUUCAGCAGAUGAUCCCGCACAAAAUGAAGCAAUCCAAUGCUGUUAUCAAAACGACGAAUUUGACUGGGUGGAUUCAUUUGAGAACUGUUCCCGGUGGCUGUGCAAUAGUUGUCGCAUUAAACUUGGUAUAUCAAUUGAUCUUAUGUGGUUUUGCAAUGACCAUAAGGACAUGCAUACUGAAGAAGAAUAUGAAAGUGAAGAUGUUAAUGACUGAGUAAAUAUAAAAUUGUUUUUUUUUGUUAUUGUAUAGUAAAAUAAUGUUUUUUUUCGUUUGAUUGCUUUUUCAUUCUUUUUAUAACUCAUGUAUGAAAUAGUGGAUAAUUUAUUUGUUUAUCUGACGUGAUUAUAUAGUAUUUUUUGUAUGUAUUUGAUUCGAAUCCAAUAUUAAUAAAAACAUAUGAAAUAUUUCUCUUUUUUAAUCUAAUUCUAAUGAUCCACAUCUUGGACACUCUGUGACACUUUGUCUAAAAAAACAGUGUCGUUUUACACUUUGAUGGCAAAAAUAAAAUGUCAUUUGAAUUUUUGUUUUAGAUUUCUAUUAGAAACACUGCUUGGCUCUGGAUAAAACGUAUUAUUUAAAUAUUUCACAUUAUGAAGAAUAUUUUCAAUGAGCGAAUUUUAUAAAUUUCAUCUUCAAUCAGAGCAUAUUAAAACUUAUAAAAAAAAUUUAAAAAUUCCGUAACUUAUUUUUCUUUUUAAAUAUCAGCCAAAAUUGCAAACUAGGUAUAUUUAAUUUUUAAAAAAAAUUUUUGAUAAUGUAUUAUGUUAGAGAGUUUGCUAUUUUGGUUGACAUUUGAAAAGAAAAAUAAAUUACAGAAUUUUUUAAAAAUUUUUAUAAAUUUUAUUUGCUCAGACUGAAGAUGAAAUUUAUAAAAUUUGCUCAUUGAAAAAUAUUCUUCAUGAGGUAAAAUAUUUAAAUAAUAUGUUUUUUCAGAGCCAAGAAGUCAUAGAUAGCUGAAGUGUCUAAAAAAGACAGUACUAAGACGCUGAAAUGGAUUGGUGUAAACAGUCCCAUCAGGAUCGAUUAAGACGCUCAAGUGUUCCAAAUCGGUUAUCCGCGGACACUUGAAGUGUCUAAAUUAGUCUUUAACCAACCAAUCAGAAAUAGCGCUAAGUGUCUUGUUUAGACGAACGAAUCGUCUUAUUUAUACGCUUCAUGUGUCUUGAUUUUUUAGAGUGCACAAAACAGAGUAUUUUUUGCAUUCUACACGUGUAUCAUGGCGAUGUUUCUUGUUCUCCUCAUUGGACUGCUGAUUAUAUUGGUUAUUUAUAUCAAACUAAAAUAUUUUACCUUGCGUGGUCCUGUGCCUGGAAAAUCGCCUCAAUUUUUAUUUGGAAAUCUGUUACAGACGGGUCCGAUAUCUGAAAUUUCAUGGACCACUAUCAAUCUGCAAAUGCAAGCAAAAUACGGCGAUGUCUAUCAAUAUUGGAUUGGAUCGUUGCGAAUGAUCUGUUUAUGCAAUGUUGAAGAUAUAUACCAUGUAUUCAACCAUCGACACAUCUAUGAAAAAGGCUUUUUGCACACUGAUCGUUUUGCUAUUUUCUUCCCGACUUCAACUAUAUGCAUUAUAGGUCAGUGAUAAAUGAUAACUACAUUCGAAUGAUUCGAUUUUGUUAAAAUAUAAUCGAUGUUUGAGGAAAGUAAAAUAUCUUAUAUAGAUAAAGAAUUAAAAAAAAAAGAGAAUUCAAAUUGGAGGACAUAUUCCAUGAUUGUGAAUAUAUCACAAUGGCUAGCUAUUUUAAUGAAUUAAGGUUAUAUCAUAAUUGCUUGUAUGUUUGUAGUCACAUGUAAAGUCACGUAUACACAUGCAAAGCUGAAAAUGUAAUUUAUAAAUUUGACUAAAAGUAAUCCGAGGUCACGAAUCUAAAUCUGUGGUUAGUUUUUUUUUUAUUCUAGCUUUCAUAGAACAGAAACUGAACCAAUAAAGAACGAGUUAUUUUAUUUUAAAGCUUUUCGAUCUUUUUUUUUCACGAAACUUUGGUAUAGGUUAUCAAGGAUGAAAACAAUCCGAAUAUCUCAGGUUGACUUUUCAGUUCGAUAUUUCAUUGGCUGGAAACUGAACCAAUCAGAAUGGAGGCGUUUAUUUUUCGAUUUUUGAUCCUUUCAAAAUAAAUUUGAGAUAGGUUAUCGAGGUCAAGGACUGAUACUUGAAGUUGGCUUUUUGGAUGAUUUUGUGUUAAUCACAGAGACCGAAAAUAAAGCAAACCCGAACCGAUGUUUUGAAACAUGAGUCAAACUGAACUGAAUCCAAACCAGAUGAUCGCUGUUCGAUUCGGAUGUAUCUCGCUUUUAAGUUUCGAAUAGUCAUUUUAUAUAUUUAGCCAUUUGCUCUCGACUGUCUGAAACAAGUGACCAAUAAAAAGGUAAUCAAAAUUAGUGAAAGUCAAUAGUUAGAAUGCUAAGCUACAACUAAUUUUAACUAUUUUGAUUGAUUCGAGUCGAACUUGAACCAAUCAAACAGAAAGGAUACGAUACGGUUCAGUUCGCCUCGAUCUCUGGUAAUUCGAUCGUUUUGAUUAAAGAUAGGGUUGUAUGAAAUAAAAUGUGUCUCUGUAUUUGUUCGCCGUCACGUGUACGGUUAUAUUCAUAUAAAUAGAAGUUUUUUCCCUUACGUUUGACUAAAGGUAGGCGCGAUCAAUAAAUCUCGGUCGAUAAUGAGGGCUUUCAUUCAAAAUUUUGAGUUCGAUUUUUUUUCGUCAAAGAAAACCUUUUCAGAAUAAUAAGAUUCUCAACUAAAGAGAGACUUAUACGGCAAAAAAUAAAUAAUUUCGUAUAUAAGUAUGUUUGUCUGCAGUAAUGUGUAUGAUCAGAUAACGUCAUACAUUUCUGAAAGCAUUGAAUAAAGUUUAUUCGAUAAAAUAAACUCGAGGGACAUAGGUCACGCCAGGAUAUGCGGUAAUUAGAUUUGCUCCUAUUUGGAUUUUAUGUAACUAUUGUUCAUUUCAAAAUAGAAUAGAUUCGACUGUUUUUUUGAAUAACUCGAGAAUGAGAAUAGCUAUUGAAAUGCAGUUUUCAC